UAAAGAUGAAAAAGAGAAGACUCCCGUUGAUUCAUGAUCGUCAAAAGAGGUUUUACAGCACAGUGCGUGAACAUUGAGAAUUGCGCACGGUACCAUACCUUUCGCUUACUUGCACUUGGCCUUUUCCCAAAGCCCCAUAGCCAACCGAUUUUACCCAUCACCGAGCCAGCUGACAGUAGCUGACACGCUCUCUCUCUCUCUCUCUCUCUCUCUCUCUCUCUCUCCUUGAUUUCCUUGAAAUGACGAUGCGGUGGAAAAUACAGUCAUGGUCCCAAUUAGUUCUUAUGUAGCUGUACACACGUACAAUUCCCUCUGUUUCGCAUCUUCCAAGGUCGUAUAGCUCGAAAUCUUGGCCAUUUAUUAUCCGGGGUAUGCUCUGCUUGCUUUACUUCGCUGUAAACGAGGAAUGCAGGGAUCAGGGUGAUCGUUGCCAGUUACUACAUUUCUUUAGGAUGGCACUCAGCUCGAACUCGUUCAAGUUUCUUGGUUUAGUUAUGGGAAUUGAUUCUUUGAUAAAGUUCUGAUUUUCUUUCCUUUUAAGCGGUUCAAUCCGGGAUUUGGCAGAAUUCAGAAAUGAAUGCCAGAGUCAGAACAAGGCUUCAGUCCAUGAGAUCUCCUCUCAAUUAUGAAAAACUGGAUAUGCAGGGGAACAAGGUAAACGAUGCUGUAAAAGCAACCGCGAGUCAACGACCCUCCAGCAAAGAGAGAAAAUUUGCUUUGAAGCAAGACAUUGAUAAACUCAAGAAAAAGCUCAGACACGAAGAGAACAUUCACAGAGCUUUGGAGAGGGCUUUCAAUAGACCUUUGGGAGCUCUACCUCGUCUUCCCCCCUAUCUCCCUGCUUAUACAUUGGAGCUUCUUGCCGAGGUGGCUGUUCUGGAAGAGGAAGUGGUUCGGCUCGAACAGCAAAUUGUGCAUUUUAGACAGGAUCUGUAUCAUGAAGCUGUCUAUAUAUCAUCCUCCAAAAGGGGCGCAGAAAAUUCAGCUGAUUCAUAUGCCCCAUACCCGGUUAAGAAUCACAAACUAGAGCGACGCAAAUUUUCAGCUCUAAAUGGGUGUGAUUCAUCAGUGUCCACAAGGAGGCAUAAACCUUCUCUUUCUGAUGAUGGUCGGGGACACGAGGAUCAAUCAUGUACAAAUUCAGUAAAGAAUGUAAAGGGAUCCUCGAUCCAUAAACCCCAAACAAUAAAAACUCCAGUUAAGGGACCUCUCAUAAGCCAAAGAUCAGCAGAGAAGCGUUUAGAUCAUCAGAAUUUACAGGUAGAAUGCAGAUUGAAAGACCAAGCAAGUCUAGACACAAGAACCCCUGAUGAAGGGCCAGGAGAUGAUGGCCCAAACAGAAUUUCUGAAAAUAUAGUGGAAUGCUUAUCUAGCAUUCUCCUAAGAAUGAGUUUGAAGAAGAAUCAAAGUAGUGCUGAAAAUUUACCCUCCAUAUUGACCUCUUCAACUCGAGAAAGCAGUGAAGAAACAAAUUAUUGGGAUCCUUAUGGUGUUUGUUCAGUAUAUGGAAUGAGAGAUAUUGGUCCAUAUAAGAAAUUAUGUCACAUUGAAGCUGGCUCAAUCAAUCCAAACCGAACAGCAAAUUCUGUGUUUCUACUUCGUAGAUUAAAACUCCUCCUGGGGAAACUUGCCUCUGUCAACUUAGAAAGCCUCAUCCAUCAGGAGAAGCUAGCAUUCUGGAUAAACAUUUACAAUUCCUGCAUGAUGAAUGCAUUCCUAGAACACGGAAUACCAGAGAGCCCUGAGAUGGUUGUUGCUUUGAUGCAGAAGGCAACAAUAAAUGUUGGGGGACACUUGCUAAAUGCAAUAACUAUAGAACAUUUCAUCUUGAGAUUGCCUUACCGCUCAAAAUAUACAUUUGUAAAGGGUGCGAAAAACGAUGAGAAGACUAGGAGAAGCAUAUUUGGAUUGGAGUUUUCUGAACCCUUGGUGACAUUUGCCCUAUGCUGUGGAAGCUGGUCCUCCCCUGCUGUGAGGGUGUACACAGCAUCUCAGGUUGAGAAAGAACUGGAAGUGGCUAAAAGGGAGUACUUACAGGCUGCAGUUGGAAUUUCAACUACCAAGUUUGCUAUCCCAAAGCUUUUGGAUUGGUAUUUGCUCGACUUUGCAAAGGAUUUGGAAUCGUUGCUUGAUUGGAUCUGUCUUCAGUUACCAAGUGAACUUGCCAAAGAAGCAAUUGGGUGUGUUGAGAGAGGCAAAAAGGAAACUCUUUCACAGUUUGUCCAAAUUAUUCCAUACGAGUUUAGUUUUAGGUACCUUUUAUACUCUCAAUAAACUUUGCAAUUUCCUUGUAUACACAGCUAUAGAAUGCAUAAGAAAGGCAGUUUGUAUAUGAUACCUUGUAAGUAGUAUUCGUGAGAUGAAUGGUCUCUUCACCUUUUGGUUCAGCAUGUACUAUGCUUUGAAAAGAGUUUCAAAUAAAAGGAAAUUUAUUGAGUCCUAA
Messenger RNA from Juglans microcarpa x Juglans regia, 2443 nucleotides. RefSeq lists its product as uncharacterized. The record is from RefSeq and is a predicted model, not a curated record. The coding region runs from base 574 to 2274 and encodes 566 amino acids. Lineage: Eukaryota; Viridiplantae; Streptophyta; Magnoliopsida; Fagales; Juglandaceae. The transcript has 12 exons.